GCGCGGCUGGAGGCGGCGCUCCGCGAGCUGGGCCCGCCGCCGGAGCCGCGGCCCUGCGCCGAGGCCGCGGGCGAGAGCGACGCCGCGGUCUUCGACGCGGCGUUCCGGCGCUCGCGACCGCUGGUGGUGCGCGGUGCGGCCAGCGGCAUGGUCGGGGAGCUCGCGCGCCGCGCCGGCGGCUCCUUUGCGGCGCUCGUGCGGGAGCGGUACGGCGACCUCGCGUCCCCGGUCGACGUGGACGCCGGCGGGCAGCGCGGCUUCAACCGCUUCGACCCGGUCGACGAGGUCCGCGAGAUGGCGCUGGGCGAAUUCGUCGCUGCCGUCGCCGCUGGAGACGGCGCGCUGGCCAUCCAGCAGGCGGAGUGCGACUUCGCGGGAGACCUUGGCUUCGCGCUGCCGGGCUUCGUGCGCUGGGCGGAGCCCGCCUCGGACGUGCACCACUCGUGGCUGUGCGGCCUGAACAAGACCUCCCACGCACACUACGACAACGACGACGGGCUGCUCGUGCAGGUGUCGGGCUCGAAGGUCGUGUCGCUGGUGGACCCGCGCCACUUCGUACAGAUGCGGCCCACACUGGCGCCGCACAGGUUCGGCAGCGGCGAGGGCGCGGGAGGCGCGGCGUCGGGCCUGUCGGCGCUGCCCUCGUGGCACUUCUCCGGCGCGGACCGCUUCCCGCACGAGCUGGCCUCCGAGUGCACCCUGGGGCCCGGCGACGCCCUGCUGAUCCCUGCCCUGUGGUGGCACAGGGUCGACAACGUAGCCGUAGCCGCAGAGGACGGCCUCAACGUGGCGUUCAACUGGUGGUUCUUCACCGACCGGCUCGUCCGGGA
Prorocentrum cordatum is the source of this 830-nucleotide messenger RNA. The record is from the annotation of a GenBank genome assembly. NCBI's taxonomy places the organism in Eukaryota, Dinophyceae, Prorocentrales, Prorocentraceae.